This is a messenger RNA of Pomacea canaliculata, 6872 nucleotides long. RefSeq names its product transmembrane protein 164-like. The transcript is spliced from 8 exons. Bases 552 to 1727 code for a protein of 391 amino acids. The record is from RefSeq and is a predicted model, not a curated record. Lineage: Eukaryota; Metazoa; Mollusca; Gastropoda; Architaenioglossa; Ampullariidae.
GGAAUUGGCCAAUCACAAAUGUUGUAAGAUGCGAGAGGGGAGUGAUGGUCUCUAGUCAGCUUUUGUCACGUCAACCAACGACUGUCAUACACUAGGGUGACUAUGUAGGUGAUCUCCAGAAUAAUGUUUUGGCGGGUCACGUUUAAACAACUCUGUUGUCAUUAAAAGGGCAAACAUAACAUUCAGGAUGCAGAUGAACUGCUUCCUGUAUUCAGCAUGAUUUGGUGAUUUACAUCAAGCGAAUCAGCUGUUGACAGGGGUCGGCUUUCCAGUGAUCGGUCUUGUCACAAACACAUCAAGUAUUUUUACAGCGCACUCCUGUCAACGAUUCUAGAAUUUCGUAAAGUUGUCUGGUAGGGAGUUGGCAAAGGAUUGGUCAGAACAGUCACCGGUCAUUUCGCCCCAGCCAUACCGACCCACUGCCUGAGUCAAAUCAUUUCAACCAUGACUACAUCCAAAGAAAGACCACAUCAUCCCAACACCGAAAGCAGAAUCAUCCCAAGCUCAAAAAUAUCUAUGGGUACGUGACUUCACCAAUCAGCAAAAAGUCAAUGGAUGCUGUUAUAGCCAAGGUCAAUUCUAGCUGGUCACAUGUGCUGGACUGGACCUAUGCUGGGGUUGACUACAGCCUUCCUGGUAAUGGAGGAGAGGACUGUGCCCGUUUCCUCAGUCCCACACAGCGUCUGCUGGAAAGUAUGCUGGCUACGCUGUUAGGUCUUUUGACCAUGCGGCUGGCAUAUCCUAAGCUGACCCUUCCAGCCACGAAGGUUCGUGUCUUGACAGAGAAAGAGACGACCUGGAAGCGAAUUUUGCUGGUAUUGAUGUGCUUAACAUGGGGGUGUGAGCUGGGCUUCAAAUUUGCCACACGACAGAUGAUCUGGAUUUUUAACCCAUGUCAUAUAGCCACAGCAGUUCAGAUCUACCUGCUGGCAGCAGGACCCAGCAAAGCUGUAACAGCUGUAUUCCGUUUGCACAUGCACAUGUUAACUGGUGCUCCUAUAGCCAUUCUCUUUCCUGUCAUCAACACUCGUCUGCUGCCAUUUGAAACAGAGGUCUAUUAUAUACAGCAUGUGCUGAUGCUAGUUAUUCCCUUCUACCUCAUGCAUCUUGGAGAUCCUUACAUUCCGGAAAGACUGGGGGACUUCAGCUGGGCAGCCAUGGCUGGGGGACUGCUCUUUAUCUACCAUUUCUGUCCACUGCAGCUGCUGGCACUGCAUGUCCAUGUGCCUUCUGUGCUGGUACUGGCGGCAUCGCUGAUCAAUCUGAACAACAUGCUAUGUCCUGCUGUGUCAGACCCCUUCCAUGGACCGUAUUACCGCCUAUAUGCGAUGGCACAUCAGAUAAUCUUGAUCCCCUCAUUGGGUAAGAUCUAUGCAGCUCUGGCCCGACGUCUGGGUUGGUGUCCAUACGAAGCUGAAUCUUCUAUCGCCAUUCUCAUCAAAGAAGAAAUAGAUUGUAUGGAUGUUUCAUCUUGUCAAGAGGAAAAUGACAAGAAAAAGCUUAAUUCCAGUGUUUCUGACUGUGGAAUUGUUGAGCAGAAUGGAUCAAGCAAAUGGCAACCAGAAGAAUCUUUUAGACUUGGGGAUAAGGAUUCAGAAACAUGCAUGGAGGAACUAUGGCACAGGAAAGCUAUCAGCAAGCUUGCCUGUGAUGAAUCAGAUAUGAAUGAUUCAGGGACAAUUGAAGAAACACCAAGGAAUGGCCACAUAAAAGAAAAAGACCACUAAUUUGAGCAUUUCCCAUUUGGUUCUUUCUCUGUCUGCUGUUUCCAGUUUUGUUUUGUCUUGUUUUGUUUGUUUGUUGUUGUUUUUUUUGCUAAUUACCAUAUGUCCUUGAAACUUUGUUUCUUUAAGGCCCAAUGCCUUGCACCCUCAAUUUCUGAUAUUUCCUAGAGAUUUCUAUGGAAACAAACUAUUCUUCCUUGCUCAGGGUUUUUUGUUUUGCUGUUGUUGUUUUAGUACUCAUCCACUGUUAUCUUUGAGCUGGCCAAGAGUCGUAUACAAUUCUCCAUCAGAGAAGUCUACACAGUUCAGGUCAAUGAUAGUACUUAGUCAGGUAGUAGUUCAGAUACUACUUUCAAUCACAAUUCUUCCAAUAUCUGAUUGGAUUUUAUUGUUUCAACUGCUGUUUUUGAUGCAAACAAAAAACAAAGUUUUCAACAAAGAUUUUUUCAGACCCCUCAUGUCUUGUAUCUAGUUACAGAUUUAGCUAAGAGUAAGGCACUUCUCAACUUUUUGUCACAAGUUCAGAUAGAGGGUUAGGUUGUGCUCUUGUGUAUUGCUGGAAAUGUGAGCAGGUGUGGAUGGUUGUACCAGAGGGUAACGAUGUCAUACAGUGCAAUCAUACUUUAUGUGAAAUGCUCAAUGUGCUUGGAAAAAUAAUUUGUUUUAUAUGUAGGUCAGUGGGGGAAUAUGCAUGUGCCUGAGUUGUGGUACCUGCGUGUGUGUGUGUGUGAUGCAUCCCACUAAGUCAAUGCAUGUUGUUACGCAUUCCUAAAAUAUCUGUGUACAAUGUACAUAGAAUAUACAACCAGAAGAUGUGUUGCUUUAAUUUUUAUAGUAUUUAGUUUAUAUAUUUUUGUCUUCACUUGGUUGAUGUUAAAUGUGAUCCAUAUUUGUUAGUGCUGAGGUUCAUUUUGCACCCAGUCCAAGACUGAAGGGUUAUACAUCUGAUCUAUGCACAACUGAUUUAUGAUACAUCACAUUGAAAUAAUACAGAUUGGAAGAAACUUGCUGAUGUGAAUGCUCGUUAAACCAGCUAUGACUGUGGAAGUUUUCAAAAUAUUUAGUAGAACACCUGGCAAUCUGAUGGCUUUUUAAAGAUGUAGUUGAAAAGUCUAAGUUUGUUGUUUAAAGUAAUUGAAAUGGAACAGAAUACAAAGUCAUAAAAAGUAUCCUGUAAGAGACAUGCAUGAGUAAAAUAUGGAGAGGUAUAACAGUAGAAUGUGGAGAAGUAUAACUGUGAAGUGUGGAGCAGUAUAACAGUAGAAUGUGAAAAAGUGGAACAGUCAAAGAAAGGCUUGAGAGAUUUCUAAAAGUGCAGGCUUGCAGAAAGGUAAAAGUAUAAACAUGAUCAAAUGGAAUUAUGGUAGUUUGAUAGUACUUUAUGAAUGCAUUUAAUGUUAUCUUGUAGACAUAGGUGGGACUUGAGUCAAAUGAGUCAUGAUAUAAAACUAGUCCAAGAACUUGCAAGAAAAUUGGAAUUUCUUGAACAGAUACUGAGUGUUUCAACAUUGGAAUGUCUUUAACUGCAGUAUUGGAUGACAUGCAGAUACAGAGUAUUUCAACAGUUGAGGUUUGUGGAAAAUCUUUUGUUCAGUUAGACAACAUUUUUGUUCACAUGGUUAUGCUGGCAUUGAGCCAGAUUUUCUGUGUUUUAAACACUUUAUCAUGAGUUUCUUCAUUAUCACUUUGUAGUAGCACAGUAUAUUUGUGUUCAAACAGAAAAUUAAUAAAACACAAAUUAUGCAUAAUCAACACUGUGUGGCAUACAGUUAAUUCAGGCAAGUUGUAUGCUGAUAAAUUUGGGGAUUUUAUUUGUGACAUUUUUCCCUUAAAGAUAAAUCUCAAGCCAUUCUAAAAAUAAUUUUGCAUUUAUGCCUGAUCUGGCAGAGGGAUAAAGUUGAAAGUUAGUGCAAUGGUGUCUGUCUCAUCAUGCUGUACCAAAGGUGUUCUUUCUAACUGAACAUGCUUUAGUAUGUGUUUAGCCCUCAUGGGGAUUCAGUGAAAAUACUAAUGCAUGCAGGCAAGCACCCAUACAUAUAUCUACAUAUGGAUACAAAUCAUAGACCUUGAAUUUACCAGGUGCUGGAUAUUGGGAAAUGACAAUAUAUUUAUAGUCUGAUAAAUGAUAGUAGUGCAACCAGAGAUUUCAUGAAUCUUUGAAGACAAGAUGCAAAUUUUUUUGUGCUUGUGAUGUUAUUUCUUGUUAAUACCUGUAUUAUUCACUCAGGGUUUUUACUGAACCCAAGUCUACGAUUGUGCAACAUUAAAUCAGUGUCUUGUGACCAAGCUCAAAUGAAGCAAAAAGACAUAGUAACACUUGCUGUUUGGCGAAACAUCUGCAUUUGCAUAGGGAUACUUUUAUAUACAGCCAAUCAGUGUGUUCUUGUCUCAACUUUAUCCAGUAAUUAAAUUAUCUUAAAAAUUUGUUGCUUAUUGUUUAUUUGCUUUCUUAAGUUAUUUGCAUAUAAAGUUGCAUUCUUUUGGACAGAUGAUUCUUCUGUCAAGCUUGCUUCUGGAUUAUGAAGCUAGAUUACUGCUUUAACAUUUCACCCAUUGAUCCCCACUCCCAAAAUGACAUGUUCCCAACACUGUUAUUUUGACUAAAUGUAAAUCUUUUGUUACUGCACUAACCAGCUAAGUAGUGGUUAUGGGACAAUAGUCUCUGGGUUCAGAGGCCUGUAAUGCCUGUCUCAGUAAGCACCAUCGAUGACAUUGAUGGUAUUUUGGUCUAUAGCCAUCCGUAGAUGUUGGGAGCUUUCGCUUUCACUUCUUGCUUCUCGGGGUAAUUAUUACAAGCAUCCAUGAGCAUCAUGAUGGUUGCCAUUUUAGGUGAUUGUUAAAGUGUAACUUGCAAGCUUUUUACCAGCAGCAGCAGUAUUCUGGAGGCUUUGUUUUAUUAAAAUCUACUAAAAUGUGAUUUUGUUGUUGGCAGGGACCACAUUGUAUGAUCUUUUCCACAAGUCUUUUGUAGUUUAUAUUUGAGAAACUGGUGACAUUGAUUCACCUGCUUAGUGACUUAACAUUGUAUGUCAUUUAUAAUGGAAACCGUGACAAUGAAAAGAAUUCAAACUCGUUAGCAGCAAACUGGUUACAUUCUGAAGCAAAGUUCAUGCAUGCGGGUUUUGUAAUCUGUGUAUGUUAUCUAACAGGUACCUUCAGUUUCAUCUGUACAUGUGGAGUGGUGGAACUGAUCAUCUUUGAUCUAAUUCUCACGGUGAUUGAAUUCUCAGAUUGUAUACACAGUUUUAUUUCAUUAAAAUUGCUUUUAGAAAAUAUCUUUUGAAGAGGAAUUUAAUUAAUUUAAUUCAUCAGUGCACAUACUGGAGAGAUAGACAUGCUUUUUACCAUAUGCCAACCUCUUGCUCAAGAUUUUGAAGAGGGCUGUGACAAAAGCAAGGGAUACUAUACUGCCCACCUCUCUACAGAGAACCAUGUGCGGAACAUAGAACUCAAUGAGUAUUGACACCAGAACCUCAUCAGAUAUAGUGAUGUUGCUUUGGUUGUGGUUGAGGUUUUUGUAAUCUGAAGUCUCUAGCUUUGUUGGCAUCAGAGUGGUUAUAGUCUACAAUUUUUGGCCUUUCUGCUACAGUCACGAUUGGUAGAGAUUUCACUGAGACGUCAGAUGUAAAAAAUCUAAACAUGAUUUAGCUAAUUGAAGAACUUCAUAACUUCUUCAUAGUCUGCAGUGAAAGAUACAAGAUGAUCCAAUGGGAGUGAAAAGAUAGAUGAACAGAAGCAGCACCGGACAGUGCAAAUCAUUACUGUGCUGGUGCAAACAAAAUUCUUUGAGUGGUGCCUGGAUGUAAGUUUUAAUUGUUGUUAAAUUUAAUAAUGUGGACAUGCUAAUUUUCAAAGUGUUCCUUAAUGUUGUAUUUAAUCAUUUGUUUACAUUGUACUUUUUGUUCAGUAUUAGCUGCCACAGACAAACUCUGCCUGAUUUGACAAUCUGCACCUUGAGUCACAAAGAUUUGUUUAUAGGCCAGACACAGUAGGUUUUUACCAUUUUGAUUUUGAUGGUUUUCACACUUGUGACCAACGCCACUCUGUACAUGUCUGCCUGCCUCUAUAACUGAGAAGUCAGCAAGUCCAGAUAUGCUAGGGAGAUAAGUUGUACUUUUUUGGGAGGACAGGAAGAAUGGAUUGUGGCCUAGUCACUGCUGCAGUGAAUAAUCACCAGGGUUGGCAGGUGCCAUAUUUCUAUGGGACUAGUUUAGUCCUUGUUACUCCUCGAGAAGCAUAGGUCGUCCGACUCUAUGGGACUAACAGUUUAAUAAUUUGUGCAUCGAACUUUGAUAAUUGUGGAGAUGGAUGGAUUUUUUAUAAUGGAUGAAAGACAAGUUUCAUGUAGCACAACAGUACCACAGUGUUAUAAAGUUCCUGUGAUCUUCCUGAAGUUUUAUUGAGAUUUCUGUUUGCUAUUUAUAGUUUUUUGUUGUUUAUUGGUUUUCAUUUUAAACAUUCUCCUGUUUAUGCUUUGGAAUUCUUGUUUUUAAAAAGUUAUCAACAAUACCACAAACUGUCUUUUUAGGUCGUGUUCAGUGGGUAGUCCCAUUUGUUAUAUUGUUGUAAACCAUGAAUGUUUCAUCCUCAAAUGUGCAUUCAUUUAUCAUUUUCUUUCUAUGGUGCUUCUUGGCCCUAUAAUUCUUGCUUCAACAAAUUUCUAUUUCUUUUUUUUAAAUCAGAUUUUCUUGUAGAUGAACAUGGUUAGGGACAUUGGAUAUUUAAAAGCACAUCAGUUUGUAAAUAAUUAGUCCCUGUUUCAUCAUUUUUGUUACCUCCUUGGCACUAACUACGAAUGUCAGACUUGGAAUUGCAAAAUAGUUCAUGUUAGAGCAACCUAUUUGAUCAGAAAUGCAGAGUAAAGCUCAAGGUUAAAUCCAAGGAAGUUAAAACUGAGAUAAUAGUCCACCAAUAAAGCAGAUAUGACAUACUCACUGGUAAAGAGAUUUUGGCGACUUUUUAUUUCAAUCUGUUGCUCCUUUAAUUUGUGGUGACGGACUAUUCCUGUGUGAAUGUUUAUCUAAAAGUGUUCUCCUUUUUUUACUGUAAUUAUUGUGUUUAUCUCGACUGUUUGCAUGUAGUAUGCUGUGUUGAGAUUUCGUGGGCCUGCUGUGGUUUGCCUAAAGAUUAAAUUCUAAAAAAUGAAAA